AUGUCGCCUCCAAAGGACGCCAAUACGAAUCCUCCCAAAGACAUCUCUAGCACAUCAAAUCCAGCUCCACCGCCUCAAAGCUCCCACUCCAGCAAUCCCUCCGUCAUCAAAGGCGCCUCCCUGCUCAUCAUCCUCCAAGUCGCCUCUCGCCUCAUCACCUUCAUCGCCAACCAGCUUCUCCUGCGCUUCCUCACCGCCCCUCUACUAGCUCUCUCCACACAGCUGGAAGUCUACUAUCUCUCCAUUCUCUUCUUCGCCCGCGAGAGCCUGCGAGUGGCCAUCCAGCGCCAGGGCAUCGCGGGAGCGGCAAACACCGAGGAUGGCGCUCAAACAGACGAUGCUGCCGUUGCACGGAGGGAAGGACAGGCGGUGGUGAAUCUCGGGUAUCUCGCCGUUGGACUGGGCAGCGUCGUCAGCGUGACCUUGGGAUGGAUGUAUCUCGCGUCUGCUUCCGUGACGACUCUCCAGACGCCCUGGUUGGUCGAGUCGCUUUGGCUCUAUGGCAUCGCCGCCAUGGUUGAGCUCCUGUCUGAGCCUUGCUUCGUCUUGAUGCAAACGCGCCUGCAAUUCGGCACUCGCGCGACAGCUGAAUCCGUCGCCACUUUUCUUCGUUGCAUCGUUGUUUUUGGUUCUGCCGUUUGGGCCUCUCGGAAGGGCUUGGAUAUCGGUGUGCUCCCUUUUGCCCUUGGCCAGCUGUCAUAUGGCGCCUCUCUUCUCCUGGUCUACUUCGCCUCCGGAUACCGUCUUGCGACCAGCUCUGGAUUCUCACUUUUCCCCAAGCGACUCAAUUCCAGCAAAAUCGUUGUCUUUGUGUUAUCCUACUUUUACAAGCCAACUGUCAGCCUUGCGGGAAGUAUGAUGGCCCAAAGCUUUGUGAAGCAUCUCCUUACCCAAGGCGACACCUUUCUUAUUUCGCUCUUCUCGACUCCCGAGGUUCAGGGUGUGUAUGCCUUGGCGAAUAACUACGGCAGUCUUCUCGCCCGCUUGCUCUUUCAACCCGUUGAGGAGAGCAGCCGUAGUUACUUUUCCCGCCUCUUAUCCUCGCCCAUUGGACCAUUCGCAGCCCCUGCACUUCUCUCCAUCGUGGUAGGCAGCCGUUGGGCGGGUUCAGGAGCUGGCCAAGUUUUGGGAACGUAUUGCUUCUACAUACCUUUCAUGGGGCUCAACGGAAUCACAGAGGCAUUUGUUGCUUCUGUCGCUACCGAGACUCAAGUGCAUCGCCAGUCGUUUUGGAUGGGCAUCUUCUCAGCCGUCUUUGCAGCGUCUGCUUUUGUUCUGAUGAGCGUCUUUCAACUAGGCGCUCAAGGCUUAGUCUAUGCCAAUAGCAUCAACAUGCUGUGUCGAAUCAUCUGGAGUGGCGCCUUCAUUGUCAGCUUCUUCAAAUCUCACGGCGUCGAUUUUGCACCCGCAUCGCUAUUCCCGACCACUACAAUCGCCGUUUCUCUAUCAACACUGGGACUUUUACGAUUCCUAAACGUUCAAGACGAUGGCGAACAACGACCACUCGCAACGUUGAUCAAGAUUGCUGGCUCUGCCAUUCCAUUACUACUUCUAAUUGUGUUUCUAGAGCGCAAGUUUCUUCUCGAAUGCUUCCAGUCUAUCCGAGGCCGCAAAGCAAGCAAACGCGAGUAA
Molecule: messenger RNA, 1632 nt
Organism: Trichoderma harzianum CBS 226.95
Lineage: Eukaryota; Fungi; Ascomycota; Sordariomycetes; Hypocreales; Hypocreaceae
Exons: 3
Coding region: 1-1632 (543 amino acids)
Biological process (GO): glycolipid translocation; dolichol-linked oligosaccharide biosynthetic process
Cellular component (GO): endoplasmic reticulum membrane
Source: RefSeq, a predicted model, not a curated record